UUGUUUUUUUGUCAGCGUAUGGAUACAACAAACAUCUCACGAAAGCGGUACGCACGUUCUGCACUGCUUGCGUAGAAGCAACGAUCACUAUUAUUUCACAAAAGUAGGUAGAUAAUCUGUUUGUAGGACUGUGUUUAAAAAUAUAUACAUAAUGACUUCUUGGCAAACAUAUGUAGAUAAUCAAAUUUGUGCACAGGUCCAGUGUAGGCUAGCUGUAAUUGCUGGCAUUCAAAAUGGAGGGAUUUGGGCUAAGUAUGAAAUGGAUUCAACUUGUACGAUAACUGAGACAGAGCUAAGGUUAAUUAUAGAAAAAAUGAAGUCCAAUCCCACAGUAUUUCAAGAAACUGGUAUUCACAUUGGAGGAGAAAAAUAUAUCUGUUUGAAAGCAAGUGACACUCUUCUUAGAGGUAGAAAAGGGAGUUCAGCACUUUGUAUAGUUGCCACAGAACAAUGUCUUAUUGCAGCUGCUACAACUGAUGGUGUUCCUGCAGGGAAGCUCAAUAUUGUUGUGGAAAGAUUAGGAGACUACUUAAGAAUGUCUGGCUUAUAAAGCACAAGAAAUUCUACUUCCUUUCAAGGCUUCCAGCACAAAAUGUCAUUUUCUCCUGUUGAGCCUAUUCUUUCUUUGACUUUUGCAGUUCUUACAUUGGACUGAGUUCUGAGUACGUGCUAGUCAGGACACAGGAAACCAGUGAUGUUUGAAAGGAGGAAAGUGUUACUUCAUGGUGUAGGAUAUUUUUGUUGCCCUAAGAUAUCUUGUAUUAUAAUUAAUCAUGCUUUGUGAAGUGAUAUUAUACAUAGUGCUCCUCCCCCCAGCUUGAGUAGUUAUAGUUACAGAAGGAAGUAAAAGUAUACAGUAGAGCACUAGAAAUAUCCACCUCAGUCUUUUAAAUUUCAUUUUAUGUAAUGUCUGACCUGAACAAUUCUUCUGUCUUUGCUUUUGAUCAGUGCUGGAUGAAAGUAUUUCUUUUAUAAUGAUGUGAGAUUAAAAACUAAUCUAUAUCAUGAUAUGCAGCUGAGCUUUAAUGUAAAAAAAAUUGAUUAGUGAAGAAAAUAAGAGCAGCUUUUAUUGUCAGUCUGUUGUAUUAAGAAUUCAUAAUACCAUCUUUGGACCCCUUAUUACAGUUUUGUAUCAAGCUUUCUGUGUAUCAUAAUAUAAUAAAUUGCCAUUCCAUUGAA
Molecule: messenger RNA, 1179 nt
Organism: Limulus polyphemus (Atlantic horseshoe crab)
Lineage: Eukaryota; Metazoa; Arthropoda; Merostomata; Xiphosura; Limulidae
Product: profilin-1-like
Exons: 4
Coding region: 152-550 (132 amino acids)
Cellular component (GO): cell cortex
Molecular function (GO): actin monomer binding
Source: RefSeq, a predicted model, not a curated record